This is a messenger RNA of Nasonia vitripennis (jewel wasp), 2353 nucleotides long. RefSeq names its product putative ankyrin repeat protein RF_0381. Gene Ontology annotation, molecular function: protein binding. The coding region runs from base 232 to 1770 and encodes 512 amino acids. The transcript is spliced from 2 exons. NCBI's taxonomy places the organism in Eukaryota, Metazoa, Arthropoda, Insecta, Hymenoptera, Pteromalidae. The record is from RefSeq and is a predicted model, not a curated record.
GAUCCUGCGAUUGGUUCUUUCUGAUGUGAAUCAAACGCUAUGCACAUCAUGAUGCACAUAUAACCACAUAACAAUACAUAUAAGUAGAACGAACUAUAUAUUCGCGCUUCGUAUACUUACUUAUAUACCGUCUGUAUUUAUAAAUACUUCUAAUGAGAAACGUCUAUAGACAUAACCUAUACUUACUUCGAAUUAAAAGUUGUAUUAUUUAUUUACUGUGAUAAAAUUAACAUGGAGGAAGAUCAAGAACCUGAGCGUAGAAGAAUGGAUCCUAGGGCAAUACCAUUGUUGUUCUCACUCAAGGGUGUGGACAUUAAUCAAAAAACGGAUGGCGGAGAGACAAUGUUGCAUGUUGCUGUAAGGAUGAGAGACAAAGAGGUUGCUUUUGUUCUUCUAGAAGCUGGUGCCAGUGUCAACAUAAAAGAUGCCGAAGGUAAUACUCCUCUAUCUUCUGCAAUUGAAAUCGAAUCUUCAGAUAUGGUUGAUCUGUUACUCAAGUACAAUCCAGAUUUUGAUAUCGAUAUUGUUAGAGACAAGUUUUACACGAGUUUGAUGGGCUCUUCUUCUGACGAUGAGAAGAUUGUCAGAUCCAUGAUUAAACAUGGGUUUACGGUUAAAGAAACUGAUAAUUUUAGUACAACUCUACUGUGGGCCGUUGUGUUAUUGGGAUUAGAAGACUUUGCUAUUUCCAUUAUUAAUUACAAGACCAACUUUAUGGAGUCUAUCAAGGUGUGGUACCGUUCAUUCCUAUUGAUGACUCAGCCAUUCACAGAAAAGCAAACUGAGAUACUAGGAAUAAUAACAAAAAUAAUAGACCAUUUCUUGCCAGGACAGAAAGUUGAUAUGCUAGGUAACCACAAUCAAUUACUAUUUAAAAUCUUGCUAUCUCAAUGUGACAUAGAAUUGAUAAAUGUUAGUGUCAUGAGCCUGGGAGGAAGUUUUAAUGACAAUGAAGAGGCAGAUAUAGUAGCAAUAACCAAAGAUGUUUUGCUGAAUUGUUACGAUGGAGAUAAUCCAAUAUUAGAUAAAUAUGGCAGAACAGGACUACAUUAUGCAGCUAAAGUGGGUAAUGUUGGAGUAAUUCAAGCUUUGUUAGAUAUGCAUUUGGAUGUCAACGUCACAGAUGAAGAUGGUAAAACACCACUCAAUUACAUUCAUGACAGAAUAAGUGAAUACUCUAAAAGUGAUAACAGCAAUGAGGUUAUUAAUAAUGAAAAACACUUUGAUUUAGAAUUCAACUGUGACUUUACUCUAUUGGAUUUGAAAAUUGGAGCCGUUUUGCUCAUCAAGCAUGUAUCCAAAUUGAUUACAUCCAACUCGUACAUUACUUUAAAAAAUUUGAAAACAGUUAAGUCACUCUUGACAAUGAUGACCAAAGAUACAGAAAUGGCACCAUAUUACCUAUCGAUAUGUUCCUUUAUCGAACAGUGUGAAGAUGAAAUAAACCUCAUGAAGAGUCAAAAGUUGGUAGAACUUACCUACUUUGACUUUUUGAAAAAGAACUACAAUCAGAUUGCUUUAUACACAAGAAGAAAAGAAGUGAUUGAAGCUUUCCAAUCAGACAAUAAAUUCCUAAAGGAUCUGGAAAUUUAUGGUCCUAUGUUAGAGCGCCGAUUUCAAGUGAGCAAUAUCAGAAGAGGCCUUAUUGAAAAUGUUGAAAGUAUAGUAUUUGAUAUUUUGAAAUGGCGGCAACUAUCAAUAGUGGUUGUAAGAGAAAUCCUAAGUAAUUUGAAUAACGAAGAACUAACGUUUAUUGUGCUAAACGCAUAGCAUGCUUUAGAUUUUUUUUCAAGUUGAAAUUAGAAUAUUAAUUUCUUUCGUUGUGCAUAAGACUGGCGUUGCGCGCGAUUAAACGCGAUAAAUAUUCAAUGUGUCUUUAAUAUGUAUGAACUUUAUCGUUGUGUUUUGGAGUAAAAAGCACUGAUUCGUUUAAAAAUUUUAAAAUUACCUAGAUAAAUUUUGAAAUCACGUCUCAAUAAGUUUCAUUGUUUGACAAACUCAAAAUAACUGUCAGGAUACGAAUAAAUAUAAGGAUUACAUUUUACAUGUAUAUAGUGCCAAAGUACAAACUUAAAUUAGUGAAAAUUAUUUGUUCACUUGCUGUUAAUUUUCUUUUUACAUUAUUGAAUGAACUGUCAUUAUUGAUGAACUAUUGAAAAGUUACAUGAAAGAUUGUUAAUGAUUUUACGACAAAUUUUUCAUUUAAGCUUUUGCGCAAUGCCGGAUUCAUUCAAUUAAAUACGUUGCACGACAUGUUUCGAAAUUUCUACUAUAUUGUAUGUAAAAAAAACUAUAAUAAGGCGAAUUGUAUUGUAAUAGUAACGUUUAAUAAAUAACACUUUUCAACAGCAAA